Chanos chanos (milkfish) is the source of this 2125-nucleotide messenger RNA. It is a transcript of the gene ablim2, whose product is annotated as actin binding LIM protein family, member 2. The transcript has 21 exons. Lineage: Eukaryota; Metazoa; Chordata; Actinopteri; Gonorynchiformes; Chanidae. Gene Ontology annotation, molecular function: actin filament binding. The record is from RefSeq and is a predicted model, not a curated record. Gene Ontology annotation, cellular component: actin cytoskeleton. The coding region runs from base 132 to 2036 and encodes 634 amino acids. Gene Ontology annotation, biological process: cytoskeleton organization; lamellipodium assembly.
CACUCAGAACACCGCUUUAAGAGGAUGUCCCAUUCUUCUGCGCAACGCUAAAAUACGCUUGGAUAUUUAAACAAACAGUCAUCUUAAUUAUCGGAUUUAUAGCUCAGACGGUGUCGGAGAAAGAUAUCACGAUGCCAGAGGAAAAAGUGUUUCACCAGCAGGCUGUACACAGUCCCUUGGAGCAGCAGCAGAAGCCGGGUCAGGCCGGCCCCAUCCCCUGUCAGAACUGUGGAAAACCCUGCAAGGGUGAAGUCCUGCGCGUACAGAACAAACACUUUCACAUCAAGUGCUUCGUCUGCAAAGUGUGUGGCUGUGAUUUGGCCACAGGUGGCUUUUUCGUCAGACAAGGCGAGUAUAUCUGUACUCUUGAUUACCAGCGUCUCUAUGGCACGCGCUGCUUCAGCUGUGAGGAAUUCAUUGAAGGAGAGGUGGUUUCUGCCCUCGGAAAGACAUACCACCCACGCUGCUUUGUCUGUGCAGUCUGCAAACAACCGUUCCCUGCUGGUGACCGAGUGACGUUUAAUGGCAAAGAGUGUAUCUGUCAGAAAUGCACUCUGCCCCUGCCUGCCAACAGCCCUGCACCCAUCCAGGCUGUUCACAAUUGCUGUGGCUGUGGAAAGGAGUUUAAAAAUGAGCAGUCUCUGGUGGCGUUGGAUAAGCACUGGCAUCUGGGCUGCUUCAAGUGCAAAGUGUGCAACAAAGUGCUCAACGCUGAGUACAUCAGCAAGGAUGGGACCCCUUACUGUGAGGUGGACUACCAUGCCAUGUAUGGCAUUCAGUGUGAGAAUUGUAAGAAGUACAUCACCGGUAAAGUGCUGGAGGCUGGGGAUAAGCACUACCACCCCACAUGUGCCAGAUGUGCACGCUGUGACCAGAUGUUUGGUGAGGGAGAGGAAAUGUACCUCCAAGGCUCUACCAUUUGGCAUCCUCCCUGCCGACAGGCAGCUCGUAUGGAGGAGAAGAGUAAGGUGACGAGGACUUCCUCUGAGAGCAUCACCUCAGCUCCAGCUUCCAGUGCAUCAGGCUCACCAAGCAGAGUUAUCUAUGCAAAAUUGGGUGAUGAAUUUCUAGACUAUAAGGACCUUGCAGCUCUUCCUAAAGUAAAGGCCAUCUACAACAUUGACCGACCUGACAUGCUCUCAUACUCUCCGUAUAUCAGCUACCCUGCAGAUGACAGGACUGGAGAGGGAGAGGGGGAGAAGUCGCCCCGACAGAGGAGGCCAUCAAGUCCCAGCUCCACUAGCUCUUUGGGAGGUUAUGGUCGCUACACCCCCUCCCGCUCACCUCAAAACUACAGCAGACCAGGUAUCUUUUCCUCUCUGGCAGGGAGUGGCGGUGUCUCACUGCCCCUCAACCCCACCACCUUGGCUAUGCUUCAACAGCACAACUACAUCCCCUACUUCAGAGGUAGUGAAAGUGGGCGGAGUACCCCCAGCCUUUCCACCUACUCUGAUGGCAAGUCUCCAUCCUCCACCUAUGUGGCUGCCCCCAGGCAUUUCCACAUACCAGAGACUAAGGUCAAAGAUAAUAUCUAUAGAAAACCCCCUAUCUACAAACAGCAUGCCUCCAGAACCUCAUGGCAAGAUGGAGAUGAUAUAGACAGAAAGACCAGAACCAGUUGGAUGAUACUGAAGAGUGAAAUUGAUGGACAGUCACCGGACGGCAUUGACCCCAGAACCUCCACCCACAGUCUGCCCACCGACACCACUCAGCCCAAUUUCCCUUACAAUAAGUCUGCUUCACUACCAGGAUAUGGGAGAAACGGCAUUUAUAAGACAGCCGAUCUUGGUGAAGAUGACCCUGACCAAGAGUCCAGCUGGGGGGGAACGAGAGAGUACAAAGUAUAUCCAUAUGACAUGCUUGCCGUUACUCACAGAGUAAGGGUGAAAUUACCCCGUGAUGUGGACCGCACCAGGCUGGAGAGGCACUUGUCUCCAGAGGAGUUCUACCAGGUGUUUGGGAUGACUUUGGAACAGUUUGACCGACUGGCGUUGUGGAAGAAAAACGAACUGAAGAAAAAAGCUCGCCUCUUCUAAAAAAAAAAAGAAGUCUUGUGUCAUCCACCCUGCUUGCGAGAGAGGAUUAGUGAAGGAGGAUAUAUCCAUAUAUAUAUAUAUAUGCAUCU